AUGACCUUUUUGAUAUUGCACAUAUGAAUGCAUUGGAUAUUAUUAAAAUAGAAGUAGAUCGACAAUUCUUACUAUCUCAAAGAGAAAAAGGCAGAAUUGGUUGUAUGCUUGGUAAAGAUAAAAAUUUACAAAAAACUGAAGAAAGAGUAAUUACUCGGUUAGAAGCAGUUACAAAACGGAAAAAGAGAGCUUAUGGAGAAAUUGAACAAGCAAGACGUACUGUCGACAGUGAAAUAAUUUGUUCUACAAGUUCUGAUAGCGAUUCUGAUACUGGUGAAAAUAUUUCAAACAAAUCGUUAGAUAUUGGUAACACAUCCGAAUUCCUAGAUCUUCAUACGUUUCAAAGUAGAGGUAAGAAAAAUUUUAUAACGCCGAAACUUGCAAUCGCAUUGGACAGGUGUAAAAUAAGUGAUCGCGAUGCAGUUCAUAUAUUGACAGCUACUGUAGAAGCGUUUGGUAUACACGUAAAGGAUUUAAUUUUAAAUCGGACAUCUAUUAACCGAAUACGCCAGCGCUUACGUAAGGAUAGAGCAGAUCAACUUCGAAAAGAAUUCAAUACAUCAGAAGUAGGUCCAGUUGUUGUUCAUUGGGAUGGUAAGCUACUCCCAGAUUUAACAGGUAAAGAGCUUGUUGAUCGAUUACCAGUUAUUGUUUCAUAUAAAAAUUCCGAAAAACUGUUAAGUGUACCUAAUCUCAUAUCUGGAACUGGUCAAAAUCAAGCGGAAGCAGUGUUUCAAGCACUUGAAGAAUGGGGCCUUAUCGAUCAUGUACAAGCUCUAUGUUGCGAUACAACAGCUUCGAACACGGGCCGUCUAAAAGGAGCAUGUAUAAUCCUGGAACAAUUAUUAGAACGUGAUAUUUUAUACUUUCCUUGCAGGCAUCACAUUUAUGAAAUUAUACUUAGAUCGGCAUUUGAAGUAAACUUUGUGGUUACGUCUGGUCCAGAUAUUCAAAUUUUUAAACGUUUUCAACAAUUUUGGCCAAAAGUUAAUAUCAAUAAUUAUAAUACUGGAUUAGAAGAUAUAAUUGUCAGUGAAAAAUUAAAUGAUAUAACUAAUGUUAUGUUAUUAUUUUACAUGGACCAAUUACGCAAACCUCACAACAGAGACGACUACAGAGAAUUGUUGGAAUUAGCUGUAAUAUUUCUUGGUGGUACCCCUACUCGUGGUAUAUCUUUUAAGUAUCCAGGUGCAAUGCACCACGCCCGUUGGAUGUCUAAGGCCAUUUAUUCUCUAAAAAUAUUUAUAUUUCGUAAGCAAUUUAAAUUAAAAAAAAAUGAAGAAGAUUCAAUUCGUUCAAUUUGUAUUUUUCUUAUUCGAUUGUAUAUUAAGGCAUGGUUUUGUGCACCUAUUGCCUCUUUAGCUCCAUUUCAAGACUUACAAUUUUUGAAAAGUCUCGUCGAUUAUGAAAAUAUACAUAAAAAAAUUUCUCAAUCAACAUUAAAAAAACUAUGUGGACACUUGUGGUAUUUAGCACCUGAAACAGUAGCAUUGGCAUUUUUUGAUACUAAUUUAACAAUUGAAACAAAAAUUAAAAUGGUAGAUUCUAUAAAACUAAAUAAUUUAACUUCUGAAAUUAAUAAACGAAUCAUUGUUUCACCAAAUGAAGUAACUCAAAUCAUGAAGAAAGAAAUAUAUGAUUUUAUUUACGUUGAAUCUACAUCAUUUUUUUCACGAUUUGGAAUAUCAACAUCAUUCUUGGAGCAACAUCCAUCAAUGUGGGAUGAAAAUGUAGACUUUCAAAAAGGUCUUGAAAUUGUAAAUACAUUUCGUGUUACAAAUGAUACGGCAGAAAGAGGGGUAAAGCUCAUGGAGGAGUAUAAUAAGGUCUUAACAAAAAAUGAAGAGCAAAAACAAUACGUGCUUCAAGUUGUCGAAGAUUAUCGCCGAAAAUACCCAAACAGUUUAAAAACUACGGUUUUAAACCCAUUUUAAUUAUUUUUCUUUGUAUGCUAUAAAAUAUAAAUAUUAAACAAAUUAAUUCAUCCAUCAAACCAAUGAGGCUCUUUUUUAAUAACAAUUAAAUGUAUAUUAUAUAUAAUACCUACGUUUUGUAAUAAUAU
Acyrthosiphon pisum (pea aphid) is the source of this 2062-nucleotide messenger RNA. RefSeq lists its product as uncharacterized. Lineage: Eukaryota; Metazoa; Arthropoda; Insecta; Hemiptera; Aphididae. The record is from RefSeq and is a predicted model, not a curated record. The coding region runs from base 24 to 1934 and encodes 636 amino acids. The transcript is spliced from 2 exons.